AUGGAAGGACUAAGCGUUGUCAGAACAGAUGAAGAGAAAAUACUUGGUAUGAUAUGGCAACCAAUGUCGGAUACAUUUACAUUAAAAAUCAAGCUAAACUUCUCGCCGAAGCGAAAGGGAGUUCGAACAGGUUUUAACUUAAAUGCACAACAGAUCGACGAUAUCCCACAGAACUUGACUCGUCGAAUGGUUCUAAGUCAGGUGUCAAGCAUCUACGAUCCUCUUGGUUUGGUUACUCCGUAUAUUUUAUCUGCCAAACUUCUAAUGCGAAGCAUGUGUACAAAGUCAGACAUAGGUUGGGAUACACCAUUAGAUGAACAAUUAACCACAACAUGGAUUGAGUUUUUCAGAGGUUUGUUUGAACUUGAGAACAUUAAAGUACCGAGACGCUUAAAACCAGAGUUCACUAUUGGCAGCCCGACAUUGGUAAUAUUUUCGGAUGCAAGUCAAGUGGCAUACGGAGCAUGUGCGUAUGUUCGAUGGCAAACUGGCAAUAAUUAUGAGACUAGACUACUUUUUUCCAAGAAUAGGAUUGCGCCUACAAAACAGUUAUCUAUUCCAAGACUCGAACUUUGUGCAGCCAUUCUUGCGGCUCGAAUAAGACAAAAAAUCAUUCAAGAAAUGGACUGGGAAUUUGUAAAGAUAAUUCAUAUAACUGACUCAAUGAUUGUUCGAGCACAGAUCCAAAAAGAAAGCUACGGAUUUGGAACAUUUGUUGCAACGAGAGUUGCGGAAAUACAAAGUAUUACCGAUCCUUCUGAUUGGUAUUGGAUUCAAGGGGACCUUAACCCAGCCGACUUAGUAACUAGACCAACACAGCCUGAUAUCUUGGAUGAAAAUUCUGUAUGGCAAAGAGGGCCAGAAUUCAUGAGAGAGUCUAUCGAUUGUUGGCCAACAAGACAAGAUAGUACUAUAGAAUCGAAACAACUUCCAGACGUAGUCAGUGUGACACUAUGUAUUGAUAAGAGAAAUGUAAAGAUAGCACCUACUCUUAUCGAUAUUGAUAUAUCCCGAUUCUCAAGAUUGGAAAAGUUACUCCGUGUGACUGCACUCGUGUUAAGUAUAAUUAAAAAGAAAACAUUUAGAGGGACAUUUCACACUUUAAACACCAAAUCAAUUAAGCAAGCAGAACAUAUGUGGGUCAAAGAGGCACAAGGAGAAAUCACUGAAACUUUCAUGACACUAUUUCAGAGACUAGGCCCUUAUAAAAGACAGGAUGGAAUCAUUGUUGUCGGACAGAGGAUGGCUGAUUGGAUUAAGGAAUCAUGGAACCAAACGGAAUUUGUUCUUAUACCAUCAAAACACCCUUUAGCAAAUCUUAUCGUACAAUCUGUUCAUAAUGAGGAUCACGGUGGAAUUGAUUCAACUUUAGCGAAGAUUAGAAGCAGGUUUUGGAUACCUGGUGUUAGGCGCACCAUAAAACAGAUCAAGGAGAAAUGUGUGACAUGUAGAAAAAGAAACAAAACUACUUUGACACAGCAGAUGGGGAAGCUUCCGUCAUAUAGAUUGAAUCCAUCGCCACCUUUUUACUACUGUGCAGUAGAUUUAUUCGGACCGUAUACCAUCCGUGAUACAGUCAAAAGAAGGACAUUUGGGCAAGCGUAUGGAGUGAUUUUUAACUGUCUGACUAGCAGAGGCGUAUAUGUUGACCUUGUUGAAGGAUAUGAUAAGAACAGUUUUUUGAUUGCGCUAAGAAGGUUUGUCUCGAUUCGUGGAUAUCCAAGAAUGAUGAUUUCUGAUGCCGGAACGCAGUUAGUUGCUGCAGGAAAAGAACUUAAGCAAGUUGUGCAUACAUGGGAUUGGGACGAUAUUAAAACAUUUGGAACUAGUAAAGGAAUGCAAUGGAAUAUAAUAAAAUCAGCUGAUGCACCAUGGGAAAAUGGUUGUAGCGAAGCUCUUAUCAAAUCUGUUAAGAAAUGUCUUGAUGUUGCCAUAGGGGAUUCAGUGAUGACAUUUUCAGAAUUGCAAACUGUAUUAUUUGAGACUGCUAAUGUGUUAAAUGAAAGACCGAUAGGUACAAAGAACUGUGAUCCGAAUGAAGGGACAUACUGA
Molecule: messenger RNA, 2052 nt
Organism: Mytilus trossulus (common blue mussel)
Lineage: Eukaryota; Metazoa; Mollusca; Bivalvia; Mytilida; Mytilidae
Exons: 1
Coding region: 1-2052 (683 amino acids)
Biological process (GO): DNA integration
Molecular function (GO): nucleic acid binding
Source: RefSeq, a predicted model, not a curated record